Molecule: messenger RNA, 2450 nt
Organism: Manduca sexta (tobacco hornworm)
Lineage: Eukaryota; Metazoa; Arthropoda; Insecta; Lepidoptera; Sphingidae
Gene: Lk6
Product: MAP kinase-interacting serine/threonine-protein kinase 1
Exons: 7
Coding region: 16-1401 (461 amino acids)
Biological process (GO): peptidyl-serine phosphorylation; intracellular signal transduction; protein autophosphorylation
Cellular component (GO): cytoplasm; nucleus
Molecular function (GO): ATP binding; calmodulin binding; calcium-dependent protein serine/threonine kinase activity
Source: RefSeq, a predicted model, not a curated record
UAAUGGAGGAGAAAAAUGAAUAUUUUCCGCGUGGGCCGCUGCAGCAGCCAGUCGGGCAGCGAGCGCGAGCAGGACGAAACGCCGCGCAACGAGGCGUCCGCGCCGGUGCCCAUCCCCGACAGUGAGGACCUGCAGCGGCGCAAGGAGGAGGCGCGCAGGAAGCGCCGCAGGAAGAAGCGCUCUGGGAGCUCCGUGGUUACAUCAUGUUUCCAAGACCUGUACAAGCUUACGGGCGAAGUGUUGGGCGAGGGCGCCUAUGCCUCGGUUCAGACAUGCGUAAACAUAUACACGGGCCACGAGUUCGCUGUGAAGAUCAUUGAUAAAGUGCCGGGGCACGCCCGCGCCAGGGUGUUCCGCGAGGUGGAGACCUUCCACUACUGCCAGGGACACCCGAACAUAAUCCAGCUCAUUGAGUUCUUUGAGGACACGGACAAGUUCUAUCUUGUCUUCGAGAAGAUCAACGGCGGCCAGCUCCUGUCGCGCAUACAGGAGCACCAUUACUUCUCAGAGCCGCAAGCGGCUGAGAUCGUGCGCGAGAUCGCCAACGCCCUGCACUUCCUGCACGGCAAGGGCGUGGCGCACCGCGAUCUCAAGCCGGAGAACAUCCUGUGCGUCCACCGCGACAGGCUCUGCCCGGUCAAGAUAUGCGACUUCGACCUGGGCAGCGGGAUCAGUUUCACCUCCAGUCUCGCCAGUCCGCUCGCCACACCGCAGCUUAUGACACCGGUGGGCAGCGCGGAGUUCAUGGCACCCGAGGUGGUGUCCCUGUUUGCGGGCUCGGCGGCGGCGCACUACGACAAGCGCUGCGACCUGUGGUCGCUCGGGGUGAUCGCGUACAUUCUUCUGUGCGGAUAUCCGCCGUUCCGCGCGGAUUGCGGAGCGGACUGCGGAUGGGAGCGCGGAGAGAACUGUCGCGCUUGUCAGGAGCUCCUCUUCAAUUCCAUACAGGAGGGGCGGUACACGUUCCCUGAAGAGGAGUGGUCGCACAUCUCGGUGGAGGCGAAGGAUCUGAUCCGUCAGCUGCUGGUGCGCGAGGCGUCGCACCGCCUCAGCGCCGAGCGCGUGCUGCAGCACCCCUGGCUGCGCCGCGCCGACUCGCGCGCCAUACACCCCAACCUGCACACGCCUCUUAAUAUUAAACGCAACAUGUCCGCGCGCAAUCUGUCCAACUUUGCGGAGUCGGCGAUGGCGGUGAACCGCGUGAUCCAGCAGCACUUCUCUAUGAACUACUCGUACAUGGAGCGCCCGGCGGCGGUGCGCUGCAGCAAGUCGUGCUACCCGAGCCCGGGCGCGGCGGAGCUGCUGGAGGCGGAGGAGUUCGCGCCGCUGGGCCUGUCGCCGCCGGCGGAGUCGCAGCUGCUGCGCCGGCGCCUGCAGGACAAGCCGCUGCCGGUGCACUAGCCGCGCCGCGCCGGCCCGCCCGCACCCGCCCCACCACGCCGGCCGCCGCACACAUUCCACCGAGCGACGCGUUCCCAGUGAGAGCCGCGCCACGGCGGCGGCUCCAGAUCGAGCCUUUAAAGAUAUAUUGUUAUUAUAAAUAAAAACGACUGAGUAGUUUUUAUCGAUAUGCAGCGGCGCGGCGGAGGCGAGGCGCCGACACUCGCGCCCCGCGCCUGCGCGCGCGACUCUCGUCUUGCGUCCGACGCUCCGCUCGAUUAUUUUUGGAUUUAUGAAAUCCGCGAUUUGAAGUUGAGCUUGUGUACUCGUGUAGUCGCCUUUCGUUCGUGGCCUAUCCCUUGCAAUAAAUAAAAAUUGUGUAAUUUUCGAUGGCGUUUUCGGAUACUAGUCUGUUUAUGUGAUUGUUUUUGCAUUUUUACCGACAAUGGAAAAACCGCAUCUCACUAAUUAAGAAUGAGUGAAUUAAAUGUUUUAUAUGAAAUGAUAAUGAGGGCGAUAUGUGACAUUUUAUCUGAGGGUGCAAGUGUAGUGUAGUGAAUGUAUUUCGAUCAUUACGAUUACGAUGUAAUUAUAUAUUAUUAAAUAAUUAAGAGUAUAAAUUCGCUUCGUAAAGUUAGACAGGGAAGGACACGGGACACUUGUGAGCUGAUUGUAGAAAUGUCAUGUAUGAGCUGAGUCGGUACAUACGAUAUGUUAAGUGUUGCAUGGGGUUCCAUGGAGCUGCCAUACCAUUGUGAUCAGUUUGAAUACUUUUAUAAUGCUGGAAGAAUGAAGUGUUGAGAUAAUGUUAAGUGUAGACCUGCUAGACUGUAAUCUGCGUAGAUCGUUGAUUGGAGAAAGAAUCGCGUAGUACAUCCAGUUUGGCCGUUAUUGUUUACAUUUACAUAAAUUUUAUAUUUUUCAGAUUAUAUUAUUAUGUUUUGUAAUUAUAUCCGGGUGGCUUUAUCCAAUCAAAUCUAAACAUUACUUACGCAGUACUUUGUUAAAAUUGUUUUCGACUAAAUCUUUGAUUUGAAAUGUCAUUUGAAAUACAGAUGUUUGAAUUUUUA